GUUGGUGGAGAAUUUGUUGCCACAGUUCCAUCAAUUAAUAUUUAUAUAAGUUUAACAACUUUAAGGAAAUAUUAAAUGCAUAUAGAUUCAUAUAAUUUUGUUCUUCCUCGUGAUACCACCUUAAGCUCACUCUAGCUCUUUGGCUAGUAGCUGCUUCAGUCUUCAGAAUCCAAAGGUUUUUUUCAGCAACAUUAUAUCCAAAGAAAAGGAAAUUUUCUGGUGCAGAGUUACAUUUUAAAAUAUUAUUAGUGGAGAUGUUUUCUGUAAAGGUCAAGGAGGGGGAGGAAGGUCGUGACGGGCAGCCAUCAGUAGGCCCUGUAUACCGGAACCUCUUGGCUAAGGAUGAAUUUCCUCCAACUAAUCCUGACUUAUCUACUGCUUGGGAACUCUUAAAAGAUUCUGUGGAGAAGCAUCCAAAAAAUAAAAUGUUGGGGUGGCGAGAACUCGUGAAGGGAAAGUGGAGUCCAUAUUUCUGGAAAACCUACAGUGAAGUGUUCGAAGAAAUUCUGCAGGCUGGUUCUGCAUUGCGAGCGCAUGGUGUUCAACCUGGUGCUCGUAUCGGAAUUUAUGGAUCCAAUUGCCCUCAGUGGAUUGUGGCAAUGGAGGCUUGCAGUGCCCAGAACCUUAUUUGUGUUCCACUCUAUGACACCCUUGGAUCUGGGGCUGUUGAUUAUAUAAUAGGCCAUGCUGAGGUUGAUGUAGUUUUUGUCCAAGACAAGAAAGUGAAAGAACUGUUUAGUGAUGAAUGUACUCACUUGAAACGGCUUAAAGUUGUUGUUUGUCUCAGUUCGCUAACAAUACAAGAGAAGGAUAUGGCUGUCUCCAUGGGUAUCAAGCCAUACUCUUGGAAUGAGUUUCUUGAAAUGGGUAAGAAGAAUCCAACAGAGGUUACACCACCACAGCCAUAUCAUAUUUGCACAAUAAUGUACACUAGUGGAACUAGUGGAGAGCCAAAAGGUGUUAUUUUGACCCAUGAAAAUAUUGCAUCAGCUGCCAGAGGGUUGGAUCUUUUUAUGGACCAGUUUGAAGAUAAGAUGACGGUUGAUGAUGUGUACAUAUCAUUCCUACCUCUUGCCCAUAUCCUUGAUCGCAUGAUUGAAGAGUACUUCUUCUUCAAGGGCGCUUCCGUUGGCUACUACCAUGGGAAUAUCAACGAGAUAAAAGAUGACUUGGCCGAGUUGAAGCCCACCUUCUUGGCUGGAGUACCUCGAGUUUAUGAAAGAAUUCAUGAAGGUGUCUUAAAAGCACUUGAUGAACUCAAUCCAUUUAGGAGGGCAGUUUUCAACUUUCUUUACAACUACAAACUCAAAUGGAUGAAGCUAGGGUUCAAGCACAGAGCUGCGGCGCGCCUGGCUGAUUUACUUGCUUUUAGAAAGGUAAAGGCGAGACUAGGUGGCAGACUUCGUCUAAUAGUUUCGGGUGGUGCAGCACUAGGUAGUGAGAUUGAAGAGUUCUUGAGAGUAACCUCUUGUGCAUUUGUGGUACAAGGAUAUGGACUAACUGAAACUUGUGGGUUGAGCACAAUAUGCUACCCAGAUGAAAUGAGCAUGAUCGGAACAGUUGGAUCCCCAUUUGUAUACACAGAAGUGCGUCUCGAGGAGGUUUCUGAAAUGGGUUACAACCCGCUUGGAAACCCCCCACGAGGAGAGAUAUGUGUCAAGGGAAAAACUAAUUUUGCAGGAUAUUACAAGAAUCCAGAAUUGACAAGAGAAGUCUGUAAAGAUGGGUGGUUCCAUACAGGUGAUAUUGGAGAAAUGUUGCCUAACGGAGUUAUAAAAAUCAUUGAUAGAAAGAAAAAUCUUAUCAAGCUCUCUCAAGGAGAAUAUGUCGCGGUCGAGUAUCUAGAGAAGAUUUAUGGUAUAGCACCUAUUAUUGAAGAUAUAUGGGUGUAUGGGGACAGUUUCAAGUCUAUGUUGGUUGCAGUGGUCGUUCCCCAUCAAGAGAACACCUCCAAAUGGGCACAUCAAAAUGGCCAUUUUGGUACUUUUGAAGAACUAUGUUCUUUUGACAAAUUGAAAAAUUAUGUCCUUGUUGAGUUGAAGGCUGUUGCAGAGAGGAAUAAGUUGAGGGGUUUUGAGCACAUAAGAGGUGUCAUUCUUGAGCCACAACUCUUUGAACUGGGAAAUGACUUGGUCACUGCAACGCUGAAGAAAAGAAGAGAUAAAUUGUUCAAACAUUACGAGGAAGAAAUCUCGAGUCUUUAUGGAACACUCACUCGUGCACCUAAGCAUUAAGUGUUGGUUAUAUCAUCAAGUGUUGCUGAUGUUGAUCUUGUUGCCUCUCUAUUUAUCAGCUCUCUUAGUCGCAAUUACACUCUACAUCACCCAUAUGUCAUUUUUACCAAUUUGUUCUCUCUUUGUGCCGCAGUAAAGCAAUAUCUUGUUUUUUUUUGUAAUUCUGACACUCGAAAUAAAUAUGGCUCAAAAUCAAAUUAAAUAUUCAUGUUGUUUUACGUGCAUCCAGUAAAUAAAGAAAGCCAGAUUACCUUAUUGGGGUAGAUAGAUACCGGAUUAAAAGAUGCAGAGCAGUCCCUAAGCUUGUCCUAGAAGCAGUUGAUUAGUUUAUAGGAUUACAUUCCAAAACCUUAUCGCCUGAAUCGAACACCCUGUGAUAAUACUUGGCAGAGAAGGUGACUGGAGAAGCAGUAGGAUCAUUAUCAUCCGAGGUGGUCUUCAGCAGUCCUACGCCUCUCUUUCAUUUGCUCCUGAAGCUUCCGAGGUGAAUCGGAUGGGGAAGAUGAAGGGUUAUAAUAUUCCAUAUCGUCAUAUGGUGGUGGAUUCUGAUGCGGCCCAUAUAGAUUCUCUAGGCGGCUUUGCUGUGAACCUUGGACAAUAGGUGCUUUCUUUCAAUUCACCACAUCUUGCUGCUUCAUCAGGCUUCGUAAUUCGUUUUGCCAAGUCGGGGUAUUCAUAGCGCCUAAAAAACGGAUCCAUUGGCGUUCCCGAGGUCGGAUUACCUGUGAUGUUGUUUGAGUCCGUUCAGAAACGAAGAGAAAAAAAAAAGGUAGAGGGCCAGAGGCUAUGUGUGGCCCAGGGGCGGGGCGAUCCCUGGCCCGCUCAAUCUAAAUUUUUAAAAAUUUCUAUAUUUUUGUUUUUAUAAUUUCAUUCAACUUUUAUCUCAAAAAUAUUUUUUGUACUGAUUCAUUUCAGUUUAGUGCCUUGCCUCCACCCCAAACGAAUAGAGACAGAGUAAGAAUGAUAAAACGGGCUUGAAAUGUCAUAUCAAC
Messenger RNA from Cuscuta epithymum, 3226 nucleotides. Lineage: Eukaryota; Viridiplantae; Streptophyta; Magnoliopsida; Solanales; Convolvulaceae. The record is from the annotation of a GenBank genome assembly.